This is a messenger RNA of Morone saxatilis (striped sea-bass), 1442 nucleotides long. RefSeq names its product eukaryotic translation initiation factor 2, subunit 3 gamma (gene eif2s3). The transcript is spliced from 11 exons. Gene Ontology annotation, cellular component: cytosol; eukaryotic translation initiation factor 2 complex. Gene Ontology annotation, molecular function: tRNA binding; GTPase activity; translation initiation factor activity. The record is from RefSeq and is a predicted model, not a curated record. Gene Ontology annotation, biological process: formation of translation preinitiation complex; positive regulation of translational fidelity. Bases 69 to 1427 code for a protein of 452 amino acids. Lineage: Eukaryota; Metazoa; Chordata; Actinopteri; Moronidae.
AACGGUUUUAAUCGGUGGAGCAGGCAUUCGCCUCAGCCACCUCUCCCUUCGUUCCUUUCUCAUUCAAGAUGGCGGGCGACGAGUCUGGUACAACGCUUGGUCAGCCUCAUCUGGCGAGACAAGACCUCAGUUCUCUGGAUGUGUCCACCUUGACGCCUCUCUCUCCAGAGAUCAUCAGCAGACAGGCCACCAUCAACAUCGGCACCAUCGGUCAUGUGGCCCACGGAAAGUCCACAGUAGUGAAGGCCAUCUCUGGUGUUCACACCGUCAGGUUUAAGAACGAGCUGGAGAGGAACAUCACCAUCAAACUAGGAUAUGCCAACGCUAAGGUCUAUAAGCUGGACGACCCCAGCUGUCCCAGGCCAGAGUGCUACAGGUCGUGUGGCAGCAGCACUCCGGAUGAGUUCCCCUCAGACAUCGCCGGCACCAAGGGCAACUUCAAACUGGUCAGACACGUGUCAUUCGUCGACUGUCCCGGUCACGACAUCUUGAUGGCAACCAUGUUGAACGGAGCCGCCGUGAUGGAUGCAGCCCUCCUGCUCAUCGCGGGUAACGAGUCGUGUCCUCAGCCCCAGACGUCCGAGCACCUGGCUGCCAUCGAGAUCAUGAAGCUGAAGCACAUCCUCAUCCUGCAGAACAAGAUCGACCUGGUGAAGGAGAGCCAGGCCAAAGAGCAGUACGAGCAGAUUCUCGCCUUCGUACAGGGCACAGUGGCCGAGGGCGCUCCCAUCAUUCCCAUCUCGGCACAGCUGAAGUACAACAUCGAGGUGGUUUGUGAGUACAUCGUCAAAAAGAUCCCAGUGCCCAUCAGAGACUUCAUCUCCGAGCCCAGACUCAUCGUCAUCAGAUCUUUUGACGUGAACAAACCCGGCUGUGAAGUUGAUGACUUGAAAGGAGGUGUGGCCGGAGGAAGUAUCCUGAAGGGCGUGCUCAAGGUGGGUCAAGAGAUCGAGGUGCGGCCAGGCAUCGUGUCCAAAGACCAGGAGGGAAAGCUCAUGUGCAAACCCAUCUUCUCCAAGAUCGUGUCUCUGUUUGCCGAGCACAACGACCUGCAGUACGCCGCGCCCGGAGGCCUCAUCGGUGUGGGCACCAAGAUCGACCCGACGCUGUGCCGGGCGGAUCGUAUGGUCGGUCAGGUGCUGGGCGCCGUCGGAGCGCUGCCAGAGAUCUUCACCGAGUUGGAGAUCUCCUACUUCCUGCUGAGGAGGCUGCUGGGAGUCCGCACAGAGGGAGACAAGAAGGCUGCCAAGGUCCAGAAGCUGUCUAAGAACGAGGUGCUGAUGGUGAACAUCGGCUCGUUGUCGACGGGCGGACGCGUCAGCGCCGUCAAGGCCGAUCUGGCCAAGAUCGUCCUCACCAACCCGGUGUGCACAGAGGUCGGAGAGAAGAUCGCUCUGAGUCGACGUGUGGAGAAACAUUGGCGGUAAGAAUCCACUGAACAG